Messenger RNA from Punica granatum (pomegranate), 3410 nucleotides. NCBI's taxonomy places the organism in Eukaryota, Viridiplantae, Streptophyta, Magnoliopsida, Myrtales, Lythraceae. The record is from RefSeq and is a predicted model, not a curated record.
CUCCGUUCUGAGUGAUGAGCUCUAACUUUCAAGCCCUAAAGAACGAAGGCUCCAGUCUCUGCUUUUUGUUCCCUGCCUAUAGGUUCUACUCUCCCUCUCCUUCCCUCCCUUCCCCCUCCUCUCUGCUUGCGAAAAUAUGGAGGGAAGGCGGUAUGGCAACGGACCAAUAUCGUCCUCACCGGAAGUCGCCUCCUCCGCCACGAGAUCUUUGCAGCCAAACUACAGCAGCAGAGCUGUUCGGGAAGCAUUUGAACACUUGGCGUCCAUCGAGCCAAUUGAGCUGUGCAAUGAGGCGAAAAUUGAACGCUGCCGGGCAGCUAGAGACUUGAGAAAUUGCGCACGCAAUGUACAGAAUGUGUUGAAUUCAUGUGGCCAUGCAUCCUUGUGCGAUGAGUGUAGCCAACGUUGCGAUCUUUGCCCAAUUUGUAGAGUCCCAAUACCAAAAGAUGGCCAUAGACUUCGCCGCCGCCUUUAUUCUGAGUGCGUGGAGGCUGGUCUUAUUUCCAAAAGAUGUGACGAGAGGUUUCGAGAAGUAGAAGAUGGGGAGAAUCAUGCUGAUGAUGUUCAGCGUCUUUACUCUUUCUUUGAUGUUGCGCUGGAGAAUAAUUUGGUUUCUUUAAUAUGUCACUAUAUCACAGAUGUUUGCAUGGAUGAAAGUGCUGUAUCCAGUGACCCUGUCACUGCAUUCCUGCUUGAUGAAGUUGUAGUGAAGGAUUGGUGCAAGCGAACAUUCCAGAAUAUAUUGAUAGAGCUUCAAGGAAUCUAUAAGCUUGAUCUGAAGGCGAUGAAAAGUAAGUUAAAUUUACUCCUCAAGCAUUCAGGACAGCUGAAUGGGAUAUCCAAUGUGCUAGAAGUUUUGGAUUCAUCCUUCAGGGAUGCUCUUUCACCACAGUUGCAUGACUUACACCAGCUUCAUGAGUGCCUCUUGAAGACAAAACAGCAUAUCGAGGCUGUGAUGUGGUGCAUAAGACAUGAAUUUUUGGAGAAUGUGAGGUCCCGUUAUAAUAGUUACGCCUCAUGGAGUUCUCUUGUCCGUGAAAGAAGAUCAGCAGCAAUAAAGCGUGCAUGGCCUGAUGCAGUAAAUCAAUCUGCAGAGACGAACAGACAGGAUGGCUCCCUGUUCAUUGAAGAUGCACUGCGAAACAUUGACAUAGAUGGUGGACAAACUCUUGAAAUGGAAGAUGGAUUGGACCUUUUGCCUCUGAAGAGAGAUGGACACUCAUCAAUCCUUGCAUCAACUCUGGCAGGCGUGUCAGGGUGCUACCCUUUUGAAAACCUACGGGCAGCGGUCGAUGUACUGUUCUUGUAUGGAAGUUCUGAUCUGGUGGUAGCUAAGCGAGCUAUACUUCUCUAUUACCUAUAUGAUCGCCAUUGGACUCUACCUGACGAAGAAUGGAGGGACAUCAUAGAUGAUUUUGCAGCAAGUUUUCGAAUAAACAGGCACUCCUUGCUAGAAUCUCUGAUAUUUUAUCUGCUGGAUGACCAUACUGUUGAAGCUCUGGAGGAAGCUUCUCGCCUUCUUCCAGAGAUCUCGAGCCCCUCUAUUCACCCAAAAAUUCCACAAGUUCUGUUGGAGAGGCAAAUGCCUGACAUUGCUCUCAUGGUUCUGCGCUGGUCUGGGCACGACAACGGAGUGCAGCUGCUAUCACUCUCAGAGGCUGUCACAGCUAUUCGGGUUAGGGUGGAAUGUGGGCUUUUGACUGAAGCAUUUACUCACCAGAGGAUGCUUUAUGCUAAAGUCAGGGAAAAGAAGCUUAGGCACGUACCAUGUGCUGAUCCUUCUGAGGAUGUGAAAGGUGAAUGUAGGACGUGGGUGGAAUGGAUGGAAAUUCUUGUGACUGAAAUGUGUUGUCUUUGCAUUAGAAGGAAGUUGGUUGACCGAAUGAUAGAGUUGCCUUGGAACUCUGAUGAGGAAAAGUAUAUCCAUAAAUGUCUUCUCGAUUACGCUAGAGAUGAUCCCUCAACAAUCAUUGGGAGCCUUCUCGUUGUUUUCUAUCUUCAGCGUUACAGAUACUUCGAGGCAUACAAAGUUGAUCGUGAGCUUCAACGUGGAGAGGAGGACUUUAAAUCGAAUACUGAUGUUAGCGAAGAAGUUUUAUCUAGAAUGCAAGCAGCGAGUAAAUGGAGGGCGACACUAAUAGACAAGGGCCUGGAGUUGCUACCUCAAGUACAGCAGCAGCAAAUAAAGAGUGGAAAGUUCCCUGAGACCGGUAUUUCUUCUGCUACACAAGCUGAGGUGCCUGAAAUAUCUUCUCAGGAGCAAAGGCUGAAUCAUACCAGUUGCAUGAUUCCCUCCUCAUCCUCGACCGAUGCUCCUCUUAUUCUGGGCAAGGCGAGCACUGGUCUUUUGUCAGAUUCAUUGGCUUUUGAAGCUCCUGGAAAAUCCAAUUUGCCAUCAGUUUCCCGGGAAUGGUCAUUUACAAAUGCAGUAAGAGGGUUGAAACCUGAAGUUGGGAUUGCGAAAAGCUUCAAGUACGACGAGAUCUCAACUCCUGGAACUAAUUAUACUAGGGGGGCCUUGCCUUUAAAUAGGAUCACCAGGAGCCCGUCAACAUUUCUUCAAAAUAGCCACCAACGAGAAAGUUCACCUAAUCAUAAGUCUCCAGAAUUGGAACAAAAUGGAUUCCUUAACCAGUUUCACCGUACUAGUCCCCUAUAUCCCCAGAAGACCAGUACAACUGGUAAUCCGCUAACUACACCUAGAAGCAAUCGUCAAAUGCUCGGCAAUUCUACUUUUCAGUUGCACAAGAACAUAUCGGGUAAAAGGGUCCACUCAGAUACAAACAGUAAGCCCUGGGAUGUGGAUUCCUUGGAAGAUCCGAUGGACGUCUCUUGGAGCGGAGUGAAGGCAUUUGCAGUUGAAGACCCAAAUCUUCCUGCAGCACCAAGAUGGAGAUCUGAUGAGACAAGUGAUGAGGAGGAGGGUGCUUUUCUGGAGAGAUCUGCUCGGGGAGCUCCUUAUGCAACUCCAGCAGUGAGGGGAGUUCGAAGAAGCAGAUUCAUGAUCAGAUAAAAGAAAGACUGGAUCUGUCCAAAUUUCUCAGCGAAAAUCAAACCACAAGAUCCUUGACUGGAAAGAUGGAGACUACUAAUAGCAUCCGAGUGAAAAGCAGCAGUGAACUCUUGUACCCGAAAUAUACAAUUAUACAUGCGGCAGUGAAGUUCUAGUGCUCAAAGGGGAUCAGUAGAGGAAGCAAUCCUUUGAAUAUUUUCAUGUAGCUGCUUGUUUUCGAGGAAUGUCCGGUAGUUUGCGGUGAGGCUGACAUUGUAAUUUUUGAUUCACUUACAGCGUGAGUUUAUGAAAGAACCGUUGAUGUCGAUGAGGACUGGCCAGAUUUUUCCAGCGUCAUUUUAAGCGCGAAUGUAUGUGUUCUUAACUGCAAUAAUCCGAAGUUAGUUUAUUCUCGGAA